UCACGUCAGCCAAUCAGCAAAAGGCAGGUGUGAGUCACUUCCUGGUGCCGCUUGCCUUAUUUGGCAGGAAGGGGGAAGUCUUUUCCGCAUGCCGGAAAAAGAAAAUGGUGGCCAGGGUCGACAGGAGGCUUCUGUAGACAGAAAGAUAGCAAACGCUUUAUCUCUCUUUACAAUCUCUUGGUGUGGCCAUUUCUCUGAGAGGAACAAGAUGGCGGAUGCCGCCCAGGUGAAGAAAGCAGCUGUCAUGAUGCUGACCUACGUGGAGAAGGUAUCCUCCUUCGCCUCGUCCAUCGACCCCAUCUUUGGCAUCGUCUCCUCCCUGGUGGGGGUGGCUCGCAAGGGCCUCAUGGACGAGGAGGGCCACGAGCUGGACAAGGACUUCCAGGCCAUCCACACCAAGCUGGAGAGCAUCUCAGAGAAGAACCGGCAGUGCCUGACGCAGAUCCGGAUUGACGAGGUGAAUGAGACCUUUGGCAAGUACGAAGAGUACAUCAAGCACCAGUACGCCGCCUUUAACACCAUGGUGGCCCAGAUGAAGAAGGACCCGGAUAACACGCCGCAUUACAUGGAGAACUUUGAGCGGAUCUAUGAGCGGGACAAAAUGGACACCGGCCUGGACGUGUACUACCGCGGCGUGAUGGGCACCGGCUCGCUCUUCGGCAGGCCCCUGCUGAGAGUGUACCUGGAGAACUGCGACGGAGACCCAGAGAUCAUGGAGCACCAUUGCUCGCAUGUGGCCCACCUCUUCCACAUGGGCCUCAUCGCCCUAAUGGCUUACACCGCGGUCACCGAGGAUGAUGAGGAGGAGGUGCGCGAAAAGUGGGCUGCCAGGGUGCACGACAUUCAGGCAAAGAUGCAAGAGGUGCUCAGUCUGUGCAAAGACAUGGAUCCUGAUCCGGCAUCCGAUGACAACCGUCUUGCUUCCUGAAUCAGGACCGAGGAGUCUUGACCCACCACACAGCUGUGGACCAAUAUAAACGCAGACCAAUCAUCUUAUUAUACCAAAAGAACACAUGUAACCUCAGCUUUGUUUAUCGUUGAUGUUACUGUAUUAAACAUGGCAUGUUUUUGGUUUUCAACAUGUUUGCUAUAAUCACUUCAAAUAAAAGUAUUGAUGAAUUGAUUUGUUGUAGCCGGCACGGUGGGCGACUGGUUAGCGCAUCUGCCUUACCUUUCCGGGGACCGGGGUACAAAUCCCGGCCCCGUCUCUGUGGAGUUUGCAUGUUCUCCCCGUGCCUGGGUGGGUUUUCUCCGGGCACUCCGGUUUCCUCCCACAUUCUAAAAACAUGCGUGGUAGGUUGAUUGAAGACUCUAAAUUUCCCAUAGGUGUGAAUGUGAGUGUGAAUGGUUGUUUGUUUAUAUGUCCCCUGCGACUGAUCCAGGGUGUAUCCCGCCUCCCGCCCGAAGAUAACUGGGAUAGGCUCCAGCAGCCCAUGACCCUAGUGAGGAUAAGUGGUAAAGAUAAUGGUUGGAUGAUUUGUUGUAUACAGUUACACUAUAUUGGGUACAUCUCCAAAUGUGUAAUGUAAAGCGAUCGUUUUUACAGGACAGUGAAUCCCUGUUUAUCACAGUGGAAUAUGUUCCACACUCACCCGCGAUAGGUGAAAAUCUGCACUAUAGAGACAGUAUCAUUUUUUUUAUGUAGUUUUACCGUUCCCACACUUUUUAAACUAGAAUUGUUUUUCACCAACAAUAAAAAAUUCCAGGCAUAAAAUGUAUAGAUAAUACUCUAUGCAUUUGAUAUUGUCUGUGUUAGAGAUGUGCCUUUGUGAAGACUGGGGGUGGCGAGUGAUAACUACAAGUGUGUGUGUGAGUGUCUGUGGCUGACAAUGCAAUUUUAAAGCACUUGGGAAGGGUAAAAAAUGUUGGGGUAAUGUGUUUAGAUGGUCUCUAUCACUGGUUUGUAUCUAAUGUAAAUGGGUCUGGAACGUAUUGCCAACGAUAAAUAGCGUGUCACUUUAAUUGUGGAAUUGUAUUUACACUUUGAGAAGCACUUUAGAUAUGUUGUUGUAGUAGCUGGUAACAUUUGCCCAUAUAAAGGCAUUAAAACGUUUUC
Messenger RNA from Phycodurus eques (leafy seadragon), 2056 nucleotides. It is a transcript of the gene rpz2, whose product is annotated as rapunzel 2. Lineage: Eukaryota; Metazoa; Chordata; Actinopteri; Syngnathiformes; Syngnathidae. The transcript is spliced from 2 exons. The coding region runs from base 89 to 928 and encodes 279 amino acids. The record is from RefSeq and is a predicted model, not a curated record.